Messenger RNA from Plodia interpunctella (Indianmeal moth), 1425 nucleotides. It is a transcript of the gene Rpn10, whose product is annotated as Regulatory particle non-ATPase 10. Gene Ontology annotation, cellular component: nucleus; cytosol; proteasome regulatory particle, base subcomplex. The transcript has a single exon. Gene Ontology annotation, biological process: proteasome-mediated ubiquitin-dependent protein catabolic process. Lineage: Eukaryota; Metazoa; Arthropoda; Insecta; Lepidoptera; Pyralidae. Gene Ontology annotation, molecular function: polyubiquitin modification-dependent protein binding. The coding region runs from base 96 to 1208 and encodes 370 amino acids. The record is from RefSeq and is a predicted model, not a curated record.
UCUAUGAUUAUACAGCAAAUUUCAUUGUGAAGAUUUGUGAAUUGCAUUGCUCGGUUUACUUUUUGUAAAAUAGGAUUAGCAAAUUAUCUCUCAAAAUGGUCUUAGAAAGUACUAUGAUAUGUGUAGACAACAGCGAUUUUAUGAGAAAUGGAGAUUUUCUACCUACAAGACUACAAGCACAACAAGAUGCCGUAAACUUGGUGUGUCACUCCAAAACACGAUCGAAUCCUGAGAACAAUGUCGGUUUGCUGACUCUUGCUAACGUGGAAGUGUUAGCCACUUUGACUAGCGACGUUGGACGCAUAUUGUCGAAGCUACACCGCGUACAACCAAACGGUAACAUCAAUUUGUUAACUGGCAUAAGAAUUGCUCAUCUGGCGCUGAAGCAUCGUCAGGGAAAGAAUCAUAAAAUGCGUAUCGUAGUAUUCGUAGGAUCCCCUGUGAACACAGACGAAAAGGAGCUCGUGAAACUCGCCAAGAGGCUCAAGAAGGAGAAAGUCAACUGUGAUGUUGUUUCAUUCGGAGAAGAUACUGAGAACAAUCCUUUGUUGACCACAUUUGUUAACACUCUCAAUGGCAAAGACAACACUUCUGGAGGUAGCCACUUAGUUUCUGUACCUGCAGGAGGCUGUGUGGUGCUUUCUGAGGCAUUAAUUUCAAGUCCUCUUAUUGGUGGAGAUGGUGCGGGUCCAUCCGGAUCUGGAAUGUCACCAUUUGAAUUUGGAGUGGACCCCAAUGAAGAUCCAGAGUUGGCUCUCGCACUUCGUGUGUCUAUGGAGGAGCAGAGACAACGUCAAGAAGAAGAGACACGUCGUCAACAAGCUAAUACUGAGAGUGACACUGGUAAAGCAGGAGAGACACAGAACAGUGGAAUGGAGCGGGCUCUAGCGAUGUCUCUCGGCCGUGAAGCCAUGGAACUAUCUGAAGAGGAGCAAAUUGCUUUGGCCAUGCAGAUGAGCAUGCAGCAGGAAGCUCCUCAAAAUGUUGAAGCUAUGGAUGUCUCUGAUGGAACUGAAGAAUAUUCUGAAGUUAUUAAUGAUCCUGCUUUUCUGCAAAGUGUUUUAGAGAACCUCCCAGGUGUGGACCCCCAAAGUGAAGCCAUCAGAAAUGCCAUGUCCACCAUCAAGAAAGACAAAGAUGAAAAAGACGACAAAGACCAAAAGGACAAGGAUGGAAAGGGAUCGGGUUCAAGUUCAAAGGAAAAUUGAAGAUGUUAUUCAAUUUUUUUUUAAUACAUUAUGCUCGUAAACGUUUACAUAAUACACAACAGUGUUACUGUCACUUAUCAAUUUAAUACAGAAGAUUUAUUUGAAAAACAUUCAUUUCCAUGAUAUCCAAUUCAGCCCCUCAAUUUUGUCAUAUUCUGCAAAGAAACAUACUGUUAUGAGUAGGUACUAAUGCUAAAUAUAAAAUAAAAAUGAAAAA